This is a messenger RNA of Fulvia fulva, 525 nucleotides long. RefSeq lists its product as uncharacterized. NCBI's taxonomy places the organism in Eukaryota, Fungi, Ascomycota, Dothideomycetes, Mycosphaerellales, Mycosphaerellaceae. The transcript is spliced from 3 exons. The coding region runs from base 1 to 525 and encodes 174 amino acids. The record is from RefSeq and is a predicted model, not a curated record.
AUGCCUCCAGCGAAAUCCUCGGACGCGAAGACGAGCGCCUCGACUGUACGAGAGCGACAAAUAGCUGCUGCAGCCCAUGCCCGGAGCAUGAAGAAUGGUGCGCAGUCGCAUCAGAACGGUGUUGGAAGUAGUAGCCUCAGAGAGUUUGCGUUACUCUCGACAGACAAUAGUGCUGUGGCAGGAGCUGGUCAAGGUCCUGCACUUAAUUGGCCGAAGGAGUCCUUGGAACUCCUCAACACGUACCGAGUCUCGCACAACCUUUCAACGCCAGCCGCCUUUACGACGCCUUAUCGACAAGCCCUCUUAACGAAUCCUGGCAUUGGACGACAAUCGCCCACUAUGGCUCGCAAGAAAGACAAGAGACGGGUUGCAAAGGAUCAGUUGGCGUUGGCUGUACGGAAGAACUUUAAUGGAGCUGCUGUGAAUGAGAUCGAUGUUGUGGUGGACAUGGUGUACAAAGUGCGGAAUCAGGACAAGGUUUUUCGAAUGCGAUCGACGCCUGCUGGAGUAACGAAGAAGCAAUAA